Cucumis melo (muskmelon) is the source of this 2794-nucleotide messenger RNA. Its product is annotated as ent-kaur-16-ene synthase, chloroplastic. Lineage: Eukaryota; Viridiplantae; Streptophyta; Magnoliopsida; Cucurbitales; Cucurbitaceae. Gene Ontology annotation, biological process: gibberellin biosynthetic process. The transcript is spliced from 14 exons. Gene Ontology annotation, cellular component: chloroplast. Gene Ontology annotation, molecular function: terpene synthase activity; magnesium ion binding. The record is from RefSeq and is a predicted model, not a curated record. Bases 342 to 2720 code for a protein of 792 amino acids.
AUGACUGCUGCGGUGUCCAUUUCAUUUCUCCUUUUGCGGUUAGCAGUGUGGGGAGCACUAUUCACCUGCCACUGCCCAACACUUGUAAACCCAUACCUAAACCUCUGGAAGAAUUUCACACUGGCCUUCCAACCUACCAUAGCUGGAAAAGUUCUUACAAGGCAUGCAGCGAGAAGUGAAGCUGGCAACGCCCGUUACACCUCUGGAUUCCUCAACGUAACCCCCGAGUAUCGUUUUUCUCUUCUGCCCAUUUGCUUCUUUGUUUCUACUGAAUGUAAAUAUGCCUCAUCACGGGUGAUCCUUCUUCCCCAAUUUCUUUGCAUGUCCUAAAUAUAUCAGCCAUGAAUCUUUCCCGACCCACCAACCUUGGAUGUUUUACUCCCUCCUCCUCAGCUUCUCUAUUCCCUGGAUUGGAUGUGGACACAAAAACAAAAACUGGAGCUUUGCGCUUUGAAGAUACAAAAGAAAGAAUCCAAAAAUUGUUCAAAAAUGUUGAACUUUCAGUUUCUGCAUAUGAUACUGCAUGGGUGGCAAUGGUCCCUUCUCCAAACUCUCUUAAUAAACCUCUUUUUCCGGAGUGCAUAAACUGGGUAUUAGAUCAUCAAAACCCUGAUGGAUCAUGGGGCAUACUCCAUGACCAUCAGUUGGUGAUGAAAGCCACUCUCUUAUCCACAUUAGCAUGUGUUCUUACUCUUAAACGAUGGAAUAUUGGUCAUGAUCAUAUGAGCAAGGCCCUUAGUUUUAUCAAGUCUAAUAUAGCUUCAGCUACUGAUGAGAAUCAACGUUCUCCUGUGGGAUUUGACAUAAUUUUCCCUGGUAUGAUUGAGUAUGCUAAAGACUUGAAUUUGAAUCUACCCUUGGCAUCAAUGAAUGUGGAUGCUUUGGUUCAAAAGAAAGAGUUGGAGCUUAGAAGCUGCUGUAGCAACUCUGAAGGAGGAAAAGCCUAUUUAGCGUAUGUUUCAGAAGGAAUUGGAAAGUUACAGGACUGGGAUAUGGUCAUGCAAUAUCAAAGGAAGAACGGAUCACUGUUUAGUUCUCCAUCCACCACAGCAGUGGCUUUUAUGCACAGAAAUGAUGAUGGCUGCUUUAAUUACCUUCGCUCAAUCUUACAAAAGUUUCAUAGUUCAGUUCCCGCAAUAUAUCCUCUUGAUAUAUAUGCUCGUUUACACAUGGUUGAUAGCCUUCAAAAACUGGGGAUUGAUCGCCAUUUCAAAGAUGAGAUUAGAAGUGUAUUAGAUGAAACGUACAGAUGUUGGAUGCAAGGAGAGGAAAAUAUAUUCCUAGAUGCUUCAACUUGUGCAAUGGCCUUCCGGAUGUUACGUGUUGAAGGAUAUGAUGUUUCUUCAGAUCAAUUGACUCAAUUCUCAGAAGAUCUCUUUCCAAAUUGCCUUGGAGGACAUUUAAAAGACUUUGGUGCCUCACUAGAGUUAUUUAAGGCCUCCCAGAUUAUCAUUUAUCCGGAUGAGUUUAUUCUGGAAAAUAUAAACUCUUGGACUAGUCGUUUCCUGAAUCAUGGAUUAUCUGGUGGUUCGGUUCAUUCUGAUAGAACUGAGAGACUCGUGAAACAAGAGGCAGUUAAUGCUUUCGAGUUCCCCUAUAAUUCAACUCUGGAACGCUUAUCAAAUAAGCGAGCACUGGAAAGUUACAGUGGAGACAUUGUCAGGAUUUCAAAAACAACAUAUGCCUGCUUAAAUUUUGGUCAUCAAGAUUUCCUGGAACUUGCUGUAGAAGAUUUCAAUACCCUGCAAUGCAUACAUCGCAAGGAACUGAAAGAGCUUGAAAAAUGGGUCAUCGAAAACAAACUGGACAAGUUGAAAUUUGCCAGACAGAAGUUAGCGUACUGCUAUUUUUCUGCUGCCGCGACCCUAACUUCUCCAGAACUUUGUGAUGCUCGCUUAUCAUGGGCAAAAAAUGGGGUACUCACAACCGUGGUUGAUGAUUUCUUUGAUGUUGGAGGAUCUGAAGAGGAAUUGGUAAACCUUAUACAAUUGGUGGAAAAGUGGGAUGCCAGUGGGGAAGCGGGUUACUGUUCCAAGGAGGUUGAGAUUAUAUUUCUUGCACUUCAUAGCACAAUUUGUGAAAUAGGAGAAAAAGCUUUACCAUGGCAAGGACGCAGCGUGACGAGGAAUGUUAUCGAUAUUUGGUUGGCUUUGCUCGAGUCAAUGAGGAAGGAAGCUGAAUGGUUGAAAAAUAAGGUAGUGCCAUCAUUGGAUGAGUACAUGGAAAAUGGCUAUGUAUCAUUUGCUUUGGGGCCUAUAGUCCUUCCAACGCUCUACUUUGUUGGACCUAAGCUUCCUGAGGAAAUUAUUGGAAAUUGUGAAUACCAGAAGCUCUUUAAGCUGAUGAGCACUUCUGGCCGCCUUCUGAAUGAUACUCGAACUUUUGAUAGAGAGUCCAGUGAAGGGAAACUGAAUGCCUUGUCUCUAUACUUGAUUAGUGCCGGUGGUAAGCUCAGCAAAGAGGAGGCCACUGAAGCAAUGAAAGGAGAUGUUGAUAGGACGAGAAGAGAACUGCUUAGAUUAGUUUUGCAGGAGAACAGUACAAUUCCAAGAGCUUGUAAGGAUUUGUUCUGGAAAAUGAGCUGUGUUGUGCAUCUAUUUUACAGGAAAGAUGAUGGGUUUACUUCCCAUGAGUUGAUGAACUCUGCGAAAGCCUUAUUCGAACUACCCAUGGUUCUGGAUGAACUUUUGAACAAACGAAACACAAAAGAAAUAAGUUAAUUUGUAAACAUGGUGAUGGAGAAGUUCUUUUGAAACUUCAAUAAUGGGAAGUAGAUGUAGACAUCUAUUCACAA